Messenger RNA from Vicugna pacos (alpaca), 1907 nucleotides. It is a transcript of the gene FADS2, whose product is annotated as fatty acid desaturase 2. Lineage: Eukaryota; Metazoa; Chordata; Mammalia; Artiodactyla; Camelidae. The record is from RefSeq and is a predicted model, not a curated record. Gene Ontology annotation, molecular function: oxidoreductase activity, acting on paired donors, with oxidation of a pair of donors resulting in the reduction of molecular oxygen to two molecules of water. Gene Ontology annotation, cellular component: membrane. Gene Ontology annotation, biological process: lipid metabolic process.
UGGUCUCCUGACAGGGCUCAACUCCGCGUGGGCGGGCAGGCGGGGGAGCGGGGGACCGCCGCUCCAGCCCUCUGGCCUUCGAAAGAUCUUCCUGGGCCAAUGGCAGGCGGGGCGAUGCGCCCGGAUUGGUGCAGGCGCUCUGCUGAUCACUGUGGAAACCCAGGCGGAGGGGAACGCGGGAGGAUGCAAAGCCCUGGGCGGGGGGAGCCAGAGGGUCGGUUGGAGGAGGCUUCCAUUCCCUGAGCUACCCGGGAGUUUUUAGUAGAGGCAAAAGUCCACUAGGGGCUGGUGGGCAGAGGGAGGGGCGGAGGGAGGGGUAGAGGGAGGGGACCGCUUAGGGGCACUGGGAGACCUGGGGGUAGGCAGGGAUACUUCUGGGCGAAGGCGAGGAGGCUGGGGGAGGGGGCGCGGUGGGAGGAGGAGUAGAAGACAAAAGCCGAAAGCGAGGAGGGCCCUGGGCGCACUCUCUGCUGUGAACUGGACAACUAGUAGACAAGCAGCAUGGGGAAGGGCGGGAACCAGGGCGAAGGGGCUACCGAGCGCGAGGCGCCGAUGCCUACCUUCAGCUGGGAGGAGAUUCAGAAGCACAACCUGCGAACGGACAGGUGGCUCGUCAUCGACCGCAAAGUCUACAACAUCACCAAAUGGUCCAGACGGCAUCCGGGGGGCUUUCGGGUCAUCGGGCACUACGCAGGGGAAGAUGCUACGGAUGUCUUCUUCGCCUUCCACCGCAACCUUGAUUUCGUGCGCAAGUUCAUGAAGCCCUUGCUGAUUGGUGAGCUGGCUUCUUCGCCUUCCACCGCAACCUUGAUUUCGUGCGCAAGUUCAUGAAGCCCUUGCUGAUUGGUGAGCUGGCCCCAGAGGAGCCCAGCCAGGACCACAGCAAGAAUUCACAGAUCACUGAGGACUUUCGGGCCCUGAGGAAGACCGCUGAGCAGAUGAACCUGUUCAAGGCCAACCACCUGUUCUUCCUCCUCCUCCUGGCCCACAUCUUCGUCAUGGAGACCAUUGCGUGGUUCACCGUCUUCUACUUUGGCAAUGGCUGGAUUCCAACCAUCAUUGCGGCCUUUAUUCUUACUGCCUCUCAGGCCCAAGCUGGAUGGCUGCAACACGAUUUUGGCCACCUCUCUGUUUACAAGAAGUCCACGUGGAACCACAUCGUCCACAAGUUCACCAUUGGCCACUUAAAGGGUGCCUCUGCCAACUGGUGGAACCAUCGCCACUUCCAGCAUCAUGCCAAGCCCAACAUCUUCCAGAAGGAUCCAGAUGUGAACAUGUUGCAUUUGUUUGUCCUGGGAGAACGGCAGCCCGUUGAGUACGGCCAGAAGAAGCUGAAAUACCUGCCUUACAACCACCAGCACGAGUACUUCUACCUGAUUGGGCCGCCCCUGCUCAUCCCCAUAUACUUCCAGUACCAGAUCAUCAUGUCCAUGAUUGUUCACAAAAACUGGGUGGACUUGGCCUUGGCCGUCAGCUACUAUGCCCGUUUCUUCAUCAGUUACAUCCCUUUCUAUGGUUUCCUGGGAGCCAUCCUUUUCCUCAGCUUCAUCAGGUUCUUGGAGAGCCACUGGUUUGUAUGGGUCACGCAGAUGAGCCACAUCGCCAUGGAUAUUGACAACGAGGCCUAUCGUGACUGGUUCAGCAGCCAGCUGUUGGCCACCUGCAACGUGGAGCAGUCCUUCUUCAACGACUGGUUCAGCGGGCACCUCAACUUCCAGAUCGAGCACCACCUCUUCCCCACCAUGCCCCGGCACAACUUGCACAAGGUCGCCCCGCUGGUGAGGUCCUUGUGCACCAAACAUGGCAUCGAGUACCAGGAGAAGCCGCUGCUGCAGGCCCUGCAGGACAUCAUCAGGUCGCUGAAGAAGUCUGGGCAGCUGUGGCUGGACGCCUAUCUCCACAAAUGA